UGCUGUGUUAACAAACCUCAGUAGCCCGCGCGCACGUGCGUGGGCCUCGAGCACAGCGUGUGGCAAGAGAAGCCAUGGCUCUCUUCAAGCAGGGGUGUCCAGCCUAGGGCCCGAGGGGUUUGUAAAGCGGGGCAAGGGGAGGUGUGCCCCGCCACCAAAGUUGAGGGUGUGGGGAGGUGUGGAGGUGGCAGCAUGGAUCCCUGUGCUGUUUAACACCGCUGCCAACUCGAUCCAGGCAAGUCGUUGACCGUCCUGUCUGGGAGGAAGGCUGGCCCGCUGCUAAGGACAUCGCACGUGGGGGACCUCGACCUCCCUGACUGCAAAAUGGCUGAAAAAUGCCUACCCCACCGGGGUGUAACGAGGAUAAAUCCACUUCAAACUGUGAGGGACUGGGAUGCCGUGGUGGGAGGAGCUGCAUGAAUCUAUCAGAGGAAGUUAAGAGUCAAGAAAGCAUUAAACACAUUGAAACAGCAAAUACAUAAGACGAGAAACGUGUCCAGGAGCAGUCAAAUGACACCAGCGGCCGUGAGAGAGGGCUGGGUAGCGAGACGGCUGGAGAGGAGGACUGAACUGGCUGCCACCGGACACGAGGGAAAUCGCACGUAGUUCUCGGUGCGGGACAAGCUGCCCAGCACUGAAGCUGGGACUCGCUCUUUGCUGCAGCGGUUGUGAACGUUUGCGAACAGGAACUGGGGCAGCGGAGAAGCGCUCACCACUGAAAACAGAUCUUGUUUUUGGCAGUUAAUUCACAUGUCAUCAGAAACUGCAACCAUUACCGUUCGCCUUGUCCGUUCCUUUGAGCACCAUAAUUUCAGACCUGUGGUAUAUCAUGGAGUUCACUUGGACCAAACCGUAAAGCAGUUUGUUGCAUUCAUAAGGAAUGAUGUGUCUUCAAGAGCAGGACUUCCACCUCCUUUCAGAAAUUACAAAUAUGAUACAAUGAAGAUUAUUCACCAAGCACAUAGAUCUAAGACCAAUGAACUUGUAGUGAGUUUGGAAGAUGAUGACAAACUCAUUUUGAGAGAUGACAGCACUUUGAAAGCAGCUGGAGUAGCAAAUGAAACCGAAUUAGCAUUCUUCUGUGAGGAAGAUUACAGAAACUACAAAGCUAAUCCUGUUUUGGCUUGGUGAAGAUCCCAAGGAACCUGUUUUUUUUUUAAUUUUGUUUUCUUGUACCUGUUGUAAACUCUUUAUUUUGUUGUAAUAAGUUUGGGAGUUUUUUUUGUUUGUUUUUUUUUUAAUGUUCAAUAAAUUUUAGAGGAUUGUU
This is a messenger RNA of Alligator sinensis (Chinese alligator), 1267 nucleotides long. RefSeq names its product chromosome unknown C2orf76 homolog (gene CUNH2orf76). The coding region runs from base 751 to 1131 and encodes 126 amino acids. The transcript is spliced from 6 exons. The record is from RefSeq and is a predicted model, not a curated record. Lineage: Eukaryota; Metazoa; Chordata; Crocodylia; Alligatoridae.